This is a messenger RNA of Nicrophorus vespilloides, 1453 nucleotides long. Its product is annotated as ankyrin repeat domain-containing protein 29. The coding region runs from base 501 to 1403 and encodes 300 amino acids. The record is from RefSeq and is a predicted model, not a curated record. NCBI's taxonomy places the organism in Eukaryota, Metazoa, Arthropoda, Insecta, Coleoptera, Silphidae. The transcript has 8 exons. Gene Ontology annotation, molecular function: protein binding. Gene Ontology annotation, cellular component: cytoplasm.
UAUCAUGUUAAAAAUAGAACGCAAUGUAUAUUAGUACUAUUUUCGUAACUUCCGAAAUGUUUUGCUUCACUCAUACAUCAUCUUCUGUUUAGACGCGUGCACAAGGUGUCGAUUCUGUCGUACUUCAUAUGCGCGAAGUUCGCUUUAAUUUACACAAGGAUCGAGCUUCGUCCUUACCUUACCGCAACAAAAUCAAUUUGUCGCCUAUAAUAUAAAUGCUCGUUAAUUGAGCGAAUCUUCGGCAUUCUAUUAUUAAUAGAAUGCUAAAACCAUGCGCAGUCCUCGGAAGAGCGCGUGAAAGCAGGCUCCAAAGCAGCCACUCAAUAUUUCUUCAAACACACACACUCAAUAUCCUGCGACCCGCCGACGCUGCAGGACUAGCGGGCGAAGCGGACACCUGCGUUAUCCUGCCGGCAGUACAUAUGUGAUCCUGAGUCCUGUGACAACAAAACAAAAGAUAUAUAUAUAUAAACAAUAUAAACACCUUGCGAGUUUCUAUCAUGUCAUUGAAGAAAGAAUCGCUGUCGGAUGUGCAGCUACAUCAGGCUGCGAUGCGAGGCGAUGUAGAAGGAGUGAGGAAGAUCAUCGACAGCGGAAAAGUCCACAUAGAUUCUAGAGACAAGGAAGGUACGACUCCUUUGAUUCUCGCCUCUGCGAACGGUCAUCUCGAGUGCGUCAAAGAGUUAUUGGACCAAGGAGCAGAUGCGGCCGCAUGUCGCGUGACAGGCACAACGGCGCUCUUUUUUGCUGCCCAAUGCGGUUUCUACGAAAUCGUCCAACUCCUUUUGGACAAUGGAGCACCAGUGGAUUCCACAAGCGUGGACGGCGGAAGUCCGCUCUUCGUCGCGUGCCAAUGCGGACACAUGGACAUCGUCAAAGAAUUGGUGGAACGAGGUGCCAAAAUUAACACGCACAUGAAGGACAAAGCGACGCCGUUAUUCAUCGCUGCCCAAAAUGGACAUUACAGAAUACUGAUUUACCUUUUGGCGCAAGGCUUCGAACCGGACACCAGAAGAACCGAUGGUGCAACGCCUCUGUGGAUCGCGGCCCAAAUGGGCCAUGACCAUAUAGUUGCGCAACUGCUGAAGGCAGGUGCAAGAGUGGAUGCAGCAAGACACGACGGAGCGACGCCGUUGUUCAAAGCCUCUCACAAAGGUCACUCGGCCGUUGUUAAUGAACUGCUUAAAUAUAGUCCCUCAUUGGGUUUGCUUCCGAAUGGGGAGAGCGCUUUGCAUGCGGCUGCUCUCGUCGGUUGUCUUCCGGUGUGCAAACAACUUGUGGCCGCCGGUGCAGAUCCGAACCUGAGGAACCAAGAAGGAUACGUGCCCGCAGAUUUGUCAUACAACAGUCGCUUCAUCAUCGUCGGAGAUUACCUGAAGAACUCGGUGAAGAGGAUCAAAUGACAUAGGGUCCAGGAGAUUGGAUCAUUCUUUCCAAUCGAGAUAUCAUCGCC